GUGAACUUAUAUACGCACUGAAUGGCGGUGCAUUUUCAGAAGAAGAGAUGGGAAAUUAUUUAAGUAGAGGCAAAGAUGUCAGCAAAGAUAAAGAAGAUAUAUCAUGCUCCAAAAGAAGCGAAGGUGAGGACUCUGGAUUUGGUGAUUUUGGCAGUUUGAGGCCGUCACUUACAGGUUUGAAGACGGGAGACAGCAUCACGAUCAAAAAACAUUUUCGUUAUCUAAAAAAUGAACUUGCCGAUUUAAGAAGCUUGGUGGACAAAUUUGUUGAAGACGGCGAUCUGGAUCCAGAUGACAGCGACGAGAUAUUUAAUAGCAAAACCAGAAGGCAAAGUGUGGAUGUAUUCUUACGAAAAAUACUGAGAUUCCAACCAGAGGCUUUCUCUCGUUUUCUUGCUUAUCUAAACGAAUCAAAACAGAAACACAUUGCCGACACUCUUCAGCUGAAAAACAAAUACCCAAAAGAUCUUCCGGAUUUUGGAAAAACAGAAACGCAAAUGACUGCCAGUAUUGUAAUGAAUUUGAAAGUGCUUUGUGACGAAUUGGAACCAGACAAAGUUGCAGAUUUCUUCGUUGUGUAUCUUGUGUUUACUAUUGACGACUAUGAGUCAAUAAUUAGCCAAAGAUACAGAAAGUUACAAGCUGAGGAGAUGGUUGGUCAUAUUUUAAAUCAUAUUCCUAAAAGCUAUCCAGUUCUAAUGCAGCUUUUUAGAGAAGCAAACAAUUUUCUUAUGGUAGAAACACUGGAUAAAGUUGUGGUCCAGGAAAACCAGGAAGAGGUGAAUGCUAAAGCUAUAGCAACGUUUUUGCAAUACAAGAACAACUUCCAGUAUAGAUAUGGCUGGCCUUCAGGGCAUUUCAACAUGAAGUUCACACUUGCAAUUAUUAGUCCUUCAACGACAACGGAUGAACACGACAGGGUGAGACAAAUAAACGAAGCAAUAGAACGCAUCAAUGAGGAGAACUUAAAAUCAAUAGGCUUCAAGAUAGUUGGUGUACAAGUCGGUUCAAUAGUUAUACAUUUAUUGAAUUGUGGCCCUUUAUUUCAAUCACGUAGUCGGACCGAAGAUGAUAUAUCCAGAUUGCUUGCAUUGAUAUUUCUUCAUCCCGCUGUGGCUACGUUUGGAUCAUACCAUGGUUUGAGAUUCCACGUCUCUGUGAAAUCAAGGUUUCAGGAACUACCAAAGAAUUUUGAUGAGAUAACAACAGGGGCAGUGGAACAAAAUAUGGACUACUUGAUCGAAGAAUUGAGCGCUGUUCCAUUUCUCAGUCACAAGAAUGCCAAGAAAAUAUUCAGAAAAACUGAAGUUGAUUCAGUUCUGAAUUGCGAACCGAUUAGCCGGGAAAAUAGAAUGCGAAAACUGCUCUGUUUGAUACUAAACAAAGGAAAACCGGCUUUACGAUUUUUCAAAAAGGUUUUGAAGGAAGAACGUAUGUCCAACAUUUUGGCGCGACUUUCUCCGGGAAAACUCCAACCGUUGUGUACCUGUUCCAUUGUUAAUUGCGAGGCACUACUGGAUGAAAUGUCACCAUCGCUUGUACUUGAUGAAUGUAAAGCCAUGGGCAUCUAUCACACUGUGUCAUCGCAGCUUAACAGAUCACAGAGUCGCAGGUCCAAGAGUCAGAUAAUUCUUCAAAAUGCAAUUCAACAAGAACCCAUUACAAGACAAAAAAUACUGCAUAUACUUGAAAAGAACUACCCAGAUUUAUAUAGCGCCCUUUUCAUGAUCAAUUUCACGUUCAAAGGCGCUUUACAUAGUUCAAAUGCAGCCACACAGGGCGCAUAAUUCAUCCUCUACUAGUACAGACACAGAGCGAUCUGACCAGAGGGACAGAGUGAGACAAAGCCCCCGUGACAGAGAGAUCAGAAAUCAGAUACAGGCUUGUCCGGCUAACUUAGCCUAGCUCGUUGCGAAUAGACAGCCUGGUUCUUUAACGUGCCCAGUGUAUAGCACUGAUACACGCAAGGAUUGCCUGGGUUCCUGACCAGUACACCUCUAGUUGGGUGGGAAACACUGAAAAGCGUUUCUGAAAAUUCCCGAGUAGCUGCGGGGGAUCGAACCCCCGACCUCAGGAUUGGAAGGCCGGUGUGCAAACCACUGAGCUAUCCGUCCACCAGAGUAAACAAAAGGAAUAACUCACCUUUACUAAUUCAAGACGUAAACAAGAUACAUUUUUACCAUUUAUAAUGAGGUUCCAUCUGUAUUACUAUUCUAUUUUACCAUAAUACUCACCUUUAUAUUUUUAGCUGAAACUAGAUGUCAUGUUUUCUAGUGCAACGCCAUAUUGUCAUAAAAUCACCAUCAUACCAUCAUCAUAUUAUUAUUAUGAUCGUGUAGACACAAACUACAUAUCACCCUAUUAUCAUAAUAGCAUAAACAUCAUCAUCAACAACAAAAUUAUUGUCAUAUCGUCGUAAUAUCACAAUUAUCAUUAUCAUCAUCAUCAUCACCAUCACCAUCACCAUCAUACUAACAUUACAUAACAUGCUGUAUACAUAUCAGUGCUUAUCGUCAGGAUCAUCUACAAAACAUGUCACCACUUGUAACAUACUGACGAAACAGAACAUUUUGAUAUCGGUAUUUUGAUUAUCGUCAUUGAUUAUCAUUGCCAGUACUUUUUGAUUAUCUCAAAUUACAGUAAAUUAAGCUUUUGUUACAUGAUAAUUGUCCAACUAUUAACAAACAUACAUGUACGCAGAGCUGAAGAUUUUGAAUGAAUGUUUAUGAAAAGCUAAAUAUUGUUCUUAAACAAGCUUUGUUAUGCAUGACAGCAACACAAUUAUAUAACACUUAUCUUCCUUUUGUGUCCCAGCAACCAUUCCUUCUCAAGAAAACCAUCCAACCAAUUUAACAGCCUAAAUUCAUAC
This is a messenger RNA of Mercenaria mercenaria, 2869 nucleotides long. RefSeq lists its product as uncharacterized. The coding region runs from base 48 to 1787 and encodes 579 amino acids. The transcript has 10 exons. Gene Ontology annotation, biological process: regulation of apoptotic process. The record is from RefSeq and is a predicted model, not a curated record. NCBI's taxonomy places the organism in Eukaryota, Metazoa, Mollusca, Bivalvia, Venerida, Veneridae.